This is a messenger RNA of Ogataea philodendri, 780 nucleotides long. RefSeq lists its product as uncharacterized. The transcript has 3 exons. The record is from RefSeq and is a predicted model, not a curated record. NCBI's taxonomy places the organism in Eukaryota, Fungi, Ascomycota, Pichiomycetes, Pichiales, Pichiaceae. The coding region runs from base 1 to 780 and encodes 259 amino acids.
AUGUUGAAGUCCGAGAUCUCAAAGCCAUCCCCAGACACCUUGACCUGGGAGUGUCUUUGGAACCACAUGGAUUUGUCGUUGUUGACGCGCCACAGACGGGUGGUGAGCACGGCCGAGGCCACGUCGCGUUCUUUCUGCGACAGGCCGUAUGCGUUGGUGUUCAUCGUGGAGAGCGGAGUGGUGGCUGGCGAUUUUUCCUCGGCUCCGUUGGGUUUCGGCUUCCCGUUCGCGGUCUGGCUCACCGCAGCGGCCCACUUAAGCUCCCCCACAGGCUUGGCGGGCACUGGGGCAGGCUUGAGCGUGCUCAUUGUCGGAAGACUGCCGGCCAGGUUGGCCAGCGUCGCGGUUGGAGUCGCUGUUUUCGGCACAGCAGGCGCCACAGACACACCGGCCUUCACGCCAGCCACGGGAAUCGGCUGCACAGAAGCAACAUUCGGCGUGGGCGUGGUCUCCUUCUUCUUCACCGGAGUGGUGACCGGCUCAGGCACAGAAACACUGAUCGGCGCAGUCGACGUUAAAACAGACUCCUCCUCCUUGUGCACGCCGUUGGCAGCACUGCCACCCUCAAGAAGCGCGUUCUCGUCCACGUCCAAGUUCAGGUCGUCCUGGCCAACGACUGGUCCGAGUACGCUUUCGUCUUGGACCCUUUCUCCACCAGCUUGUACUUCUCCAUCGCCUGCUCAACCAACCGACGGUUCUCGUUCAACUUCUCCUUGUCCUUCACCUCGUUCGUGGCCUGCCAAUUCUUCACCUGCUCGCGAAACCGCUGCAGCUUCUUGA